CAUGUUUAUAUGCGUGAGUGUAUGUAAUUCUGAGCAGACUGAGUUGGGGUAAGGUUUCGAAUGACUGCGGCAAAAGGGGAGGAGGUAACACAGGAGAAAGAUGACAAUACCAUCACCAAAGACAGUGUCAAUGAACCUUUGGAUUUAACAGCACUUAGCUCUCGUCAACAAGAUGAAAGACCUAGAGCUGUGUUUGCCUGCACCCCUGUGCUUACUCUCCGGUCCUGUCCUCCCUAUAACUACUGUCCUUUCCGCAAGCCUGCUGUAAUAGAGGAUGUUUGGGAGGGGACACCAGCUAUCUUAAGUGACCAAGAAGAAUGUAACUUCCUUGGCUUCCGAAUCACUCCAGGGGCAAAACAAGAAAGCAGGACCGAAGAUGUGUGUACAAGUCACAAGAAGAAGUGCUGUUGGCCAUUUUCCUUCUUCCACUGUAAGGAGGAUCCAGAAUCUGUAAUGACAUCGCCAUGCACAAGUCAUCCUAAAUUUUCACAUAAGAGAAAAAAGAAAAAGAAGAAGGCUAAAACUCUGUUUGAGUACAAAAAAAAGAAGAAAAGGAAAAAGAUGAAAUCAAAAUCUAAGUCAAGAUCCCUUGAUCACUGGUUUGAUCCCCCACUAACAUCGAGUGAUAUACAAGUCCUUCCAGAAGAUCUCAGUCUGACAUCAAAGUCAUCUGCUCUCGAAGAACCAGACUAUUUAUCAGAACCUGUGCUCGGAGCUAUUAGUGCAAUGAAUUUAAAUGAUCAUUCAGAGUCAUCCAAUGAUUCUUUAGUUGCUAGGAAUAAUUAUGAUACUGAAGAACCUGAUAAAUCUUCACCUGAACAUAAGCCAUUAGAAAACAACAGGGUGAUCUGGAACAGUUUUUGUAGAAGAAAUUCUCCCACUCUCACAUCAUCAGAUCAUAAACCAUUAAAGAAUUACAGAGAAAUUCAAGGCAGUUUUAAUAUCAGUGAAGCUUGUAAUCUUUUGUCCUCAAAGCAAAACUCAUUAGAAAAUGAUAGAGAAAAACAUGAUAAAAUUAACAAUGUAGAUUUGUGUAGUGUUUCACGAUCUGAGCACAAAAUUUUGGAAAAUAAUAAAGACAUCCAAGAUAGCUUUCAGGAUAAAAACUCUUCUAGUGUUGAUUCAUAUAAAGACAUACCUUCAGGACAAACAUUAUCUCUUUCAAGGAAUUUAAGGCAAAACUCUGAGUCUGUGUGUAAUAAUAAACGUGGCUCGAAUGGAUGGGAAGAAAGUCUACGACCAAGACCUCCAGCAGCAGAUCAUUACCAGAGCUUUAUAAAUCUACGUAAGAGAAAAUCUUCAUCUUCAACUGACAGUUCAUCAUUAACAAAAGUUAGCCCAAAAUAUUCAAGAAGUUUUACUGUCAGAGAAAAUGGCAUGAAGAAGAAAACAACACGAAAGAAAAUUUUUCAGAAAAGUUCAUGGAGAAGAAAGGAUGUUAAAACUUCAGAAAAGAAAAGAGAAGAUUUGGACAGUGCUGAAAAUCCACACAAGAUUUUGGAACCAAGCAUUGGGGAUAUUCUGCUUCUUAAAAUAUCCUCAUAA
Molecule: messenger RNA, 1545 nt
Organism: Limulus polyphemus (Atlantic horseshoe crab)
Lineage: Eukaryota; Metazoa; Arthropoda; Merostomata; Xiphosura; Limulidae
Exons: 7
Coding region: 61-1545 (494 amino acids)
Source: RefSeq, a predicted model, not a curated record